AUGGCGCAGAUUAGAAAACAGAAUAAACAAGAGCGUAUAUCAAAGUCGAGGGCAGCCAAAGCAUCGGCGCUCACCGGGUUGACUGUGGCGUUUUUCCUAGCCUUCUGUUACCAUGUCUGGUGGGCAGUGAAUGCGUUUUAUCACAACAAGUUUGGCUCGAACUUGAGCAAUUUCAUGAUCAUUGUGGGCGGCCUUGCACUAAACGCGUAUCUCAGUGUGCAAUUCUUGCUUCUUUGCGAAACAAAGUUGUUGAGCAAUGGCAUCGACGCUGACCACAAGAAGUAUAUUUAG
Molecule: messenger RNA, 291 nt
Organism: Metschnikowia bicuspidata var. bicuspidata NRRL YB-4993
Lineage: Eukaryota; Fungi; Ascomycota; Pichiomycetes; Serinales; Metschnikowiaceae
Exons: 1
Coding region: 1-291 (96 amino acids)
Source: RefSeq, a predicted model, not a curated record